UGACUCGCGGACCCACAGCGCCCCCUAACGACGCGGUCCAUAACACAUCCUGCUCAGAGAGGUGAGGACUGCAGCGAGAGAACAAUGGGAGUGGACGUGGAAACCAUCAGACCAGGAGACGGAAAGACUUUUCCGCAGAAAGGACGCACGGUUUUCGUGCACUAUGUUGGUACGCUGAUGAACGGGAAGAAGUUCGACUCCUCCAGGGAUCGAGGAGAGCCGUUCCAGUUCAAACUGGGAGCUGGGGAAGUUAUCCGCGGUUGGGAUGAUGGCGUGGCUCGGAUGAGCGUGGGUCAGCUGGCCAAGCUGACCUGCUCGCCGGACUUCGCCUACGGCAGCAGAGGAUACCCGCCCAUCAUCCCUCCAAACUCCACCCUCAUCUUCGAGGUGGAGCUCCUGAAAUGCUGAGUGGUUUCAGCGGCGACUUCCUCCUGAGUUUUCCAUUCCACCCACAUCCUCAUCUUCCUCACAAGCCGAUGUUUCUCAGAGUGCCACAGGAAUCUUUUCUGCCGUUGAAGCCGUUCUAGAAUUAAGAGUUAAAUUAAGACGAUCCCACCUUCUUGUUGUUUUUGAACAGAAGCUGAUUCACAUUGAAACGGAACUGCUUUUGGGUUUCAUACCGGAAAGUUCUAAUUUUAGCCUCAUUUUUCUGCCGCUCCUCAUAAGUCUUAAGGUGACGGUGGGCGGAGCUUCUGGACUUACGGAUCUGUUUUUCCUUCAUUAUUUUCUUUAUAAAGAAACUUUGGGAACAAAUCGGCCCAAUGAUUUUGACGGGACAGAAUCCGUCUGGGAUCUCGUGGGUCUUUUUCCAGCGCCGUGGUGGUUCUUCACGUCUCGCCGCUUUAGUGACAGACGAGUUUUUCCUGCGUCGUUUUUUUCUCUCUGCGUUUAAAAAAGUCGGCACAAAUUAAAAAAAACCAAACAGAAACCACUGAACCAGUUGUUCACUCUGCUUCCCUUCGUGUUGCCAUACUUCAUGUAAAGAUUCUGACACGUGUUCUUGGACCCGUCCUCGUCCGUGUGGCGAUGAAAACCUUCGUCUCCUCUUCCUCACUGAAUCACUCAGAUCUUUUUUUGUGGGUAUUGCAGUCUUACAAUAAAGCCAGGAUACAAACCAA
This is a messenger RNA of Oryzias latipes (Japanese medaka), 1118 nucleotides long. RefSeq names its product peptidyl-prolyl cis-trans isomerase FKBP1A. Gene Ontology annotation, biological process: protein peptidyl-prolyl isomerization. Gene Ontology annotation, cellular component: cytoplasm. Gene Ontology annotation, molecular function: peptidyl-prolyl cis-trans isomerase activity. NCBI's taxonomy places the organism in Eukaryota, Metazoa, Chordata, Actinopteri, Beloniformes, Adrianichthyidae. The record is from RefSeq and is a predicted model, not a curated record.